AUGGCCGCCCCAUUAGUCGGCGAAAUGCCUCCAGCGGAAGCAGAAUCCGUCUACUUCAAUGAAUACCCCCCACCAAAGGCACUACCCCGACAUGAAACCCUCGCACGCGCAUUCAUUGACCUCCACGUGGAGGAAAGCAGACGCGUCGUUCUCGUCACAUCCGGAGGCACAACAGUACCACUUGAAGCGCAAACCGUACGCUUCAUUGACAAUUUCUCCGCCGGAACUCGAGGCGCCACAUCGGCUGAGUACUUCCUUGAGCAGGGGUACGCCCCACUCGACCAAUUGCUUCCUAGACUUCAUGGACGAGGCGCCGGCGUCGGCGGACUCCCCAACCCCGGCCAUGGGCCUAUCAUGGUGCGUGACGAGUACCAAGAUCAGAUGCGCAGCGUGCUGCGGAAAUACCGCUACGCGAAGCAGCAUAACCGUCUCCUCCUGUUGCCGUUCACGACGGUCUCGGAAUACAUGUUCGAGCUGCGGUCGAUCGCGAAGUUGAUGCGCCCACUUGGCCCGACUGCGCUCUUCUACCUUGCGGCUGCUGUCAGCGAUUUCUUCAUUCCACGCAGUCGCAUGGCAGAGCACAAGAUCCAGUCUGGUGAGUUGCCCCCGCACAUGCAGGGCAGCGCAAUCUCAUCGGAUGAAAUCUACACGGGCGAGAACGAGGAAAAGCCCUCCUCCAAUAGCAAGAAGCUCGUUGUCAACCUCGAUCCCGUGCCCAAGUUCCUACACCAGUUGGUGGAUGGAUGGGCCCCGGAGGGAAGUAUGGUUGUCUCAUUCAAACUGGAGACAGAUCCCUCGCUGCUUGUCUACAAAGCGCGCACUGCGCUGCAGCGCUACUCUCACCAUCUGGUGAUUGGAAACUUGCUUUCUACGCGCAAGUGGGAGGUUGUUUUCAUUACCCCUGAGGAGCCUCAUGAGCGCUGGAUCCGGGUCCCCAAGACCAGGCGCAGCAAGAGUAUCUCUGGUGUUGAGGAUCUGGUUGGGUUGGCGGAGGCUAAGAAGGGGAAUUCGACAACGUUGGAGCAGGCGGAUGCUCAGCAGAUUGAUGAGAGCAGUCGGGAUGGAAUUGAGAUCGAGAGUCUCAUUAUUCCGGAGUUGGUUAAGCUGCACACGAAGAUGAUUGAGAAGAAGACGCAACCUGCGCAGUGA
Molecule: messenger RNA, 1149 nt
Organism: Penicillium concentricum
Lineage: Eukaryota; Fungi; Ascomycota; Eurotiomycetes; Eurotiales; Aspergillaceae
Product: phosphopantothenate--cysteine ligase CAB2
Exons: 2
Coding region: 1-1149 (382 amino acids)
Biological process (GO): coenzyme A biosynthetic process
Cellular component (GO): cytoplasm; nucleus
Molecular function (GO): phosphopantothenate--cysteine ligase activity
Source: RefSeq, a predicted model, not a curated record